UUAAUCAAGGACUUACAAUACGGUAUACAUAUAUUUUUGUGUAGGGUUUUAACGUGUUGAAACGACCGUUAGUGAAAAGGCGCCGUGUAUUGAGCCGGCAGCCUCCUGUCCUGUAGGGGGCGACUAAACAAUCGUACCGCUCUCAGUCCGGCAGCAGCACCUGGCCGAAGGCGGAAGGCGAAGCCGCGAGAGAGUGGCGUCGCUGCGUCGCUGGAUGACAGUCUUGUCCCGCAACAUGCCCGCAGUCGGCGUGUCUUGGGCCGGCUGUGCGCUCCUGCUCGCCUGCAUCUCCACAGGCCGCGCGCUGUACUUUCAUAUCGGCGAAACGGAGAAAAAAUGUUUCAUCGAGGAGAUUCCUGACGAGACGAUGGUGAUCGGAAAGUACAGGACCCAGCUCUGGGACAAACAGACAGGGUCCUUCCUGCCCUCCACGCCUGGCCUUGGGAUGCAUGUUGAGAUUAAGGACCCGGACACCAAGAUUGUUCUGUCUCGGCAGUAUGGGUCAGACGGCCGCUUUACCUUCACAUCCCACACCCCUGGCGAGCACCAGAUCUGCCUGCAUUCCAACUCCACGAAGAUGGCCCUCUUUGCAGGGGGAAAGCUGAGAGUACACCUUGACAUCCAAGUUGGGGAGCACACUAACAACUAUCCUGAGAUUGCGGCCAAAGACAAGCUCACUGAGCUGCAGCUCCGAGUUCGGCAGCUGCUGGACCAGGUGGACCAGAUCCAGAAAGAGCAGAACUACCAGCGGUACCGGGAGGAGCGUUUCCGGAUGACGAGCGAGAGCACGAACCAGCGAGUGCUCUGGUGGUCCAUCACACAGACUCUCAUCCUCCUUGUCACCGGCGUCUGGCAGAUGCGGCACCUCAAGAGCUUCUUUGAGGCCAAGAAGUUGGUGCACUGGUCACGUUUUGCUGGAGCGGAGGGGAGAACAACUUUCCAAUGGAAAUCGGGAUCCAAAGUCCUCGUUCUUCAAGGACUGCAAGUUUUGUCAGACACAGAGUUGCUGGUGGGAAAUCAAGCCAAAUACUAUGUCCCAAAUAUGCUGUACGGGGGGACUCUGAUACCAAUACAGUUUAGUCUGCAGCAGUCUGUCCUGUGCAGCGAUAGCACAGCGAAGCCACCUGGACCACAAGACAACAAACCUUAACAGCCUACUUAACCCAGCAACGGUUUCUCAAAGCUACCAGUGACAGAUUGCUUAAGACCAAACCAAUGUGAAUCAGCUGCAACAGUGUAUUACUCCACAACUUUUCAAAACAAAAAGUGUGUUCUGAAUCUUCUCUGUAGUAAUAAAUCAUGUUUGCAGGCAUAGGUUUACUCCUGAUCCUCCUGCACUGAUUGUAUGUGGUGUAACAAAUUGGACAGUAAUGAUUGUGAGUGGAAUAAACUUCACACCCUACUGCAGUAGGAGGAGAGUGGUUAUU
Messenger RNA from Scleropages formosus (Asian bonytongue), 1427 nucleotides. RefSeq names its product transmembrane p24 trafficking protein 4 (gene tmed4). The transcript is spliced from 6 exons. The record is from RefSeq and is a predicted model, not a curated record. The coding region runs from base 215 to 1150 and encodes 311 amino acids. Lineage: Eukaryota; Metazoa; Chordata; Actinopteri; Osteoglossiformes; Osteoglossidae.